Messenger RNA from Ruditapes philippinarum (Manila clam), 1682 nucleotides. RefSeq names its product proteasome subunit alpha type-1-like. The transcript is spliced from 11 exons. The coding region runs from base 97 to 957 and encodes 286 amino acids. Gene Ontology annotation, biological process: ubiquitin-dependent protein catabolic process. Lineage: Eukaryota; Metazoa; Mollusca; Bivalvia; Venerida; Veneridae. Gene Ontology annotation, cellular component: proteasome core complex, alpha-subunit complex; proteasome core complex; nucleus. The record is from RefSeq and is a predicted model, not a curated record.
AUUUAAUUUUCUUUGUGUUCAUUACGCUCUUUAAUAGGAGACAGAAACAGUGUUCCCAUGAUAAACGAAAUUGACGCCGGCAAAUAACACAAAAUCAUGUUUCGUAAUCAGUAUGACAAUGAUGUUACAGUGUGGAGUCCACAGGGUCGCAUACACCAGAUAGAAUAUGCAAUGGAAGCAGUGAAACAGGGAUCUGCUACUAUAGGCCUUAAGUCUAAAACACAUGCUAUUCUCGUAGCACUAAAGAGGGCACCAUCAGAACUUUCAGCUUAUCAGAAGAAAAUUUUACCUAUAGAUGACCAUGUGGGAGCUGCUAUUGCUGGUCUUACAGCUGAUGCCAGAUUAUUAAGUAAUUUUAUGAGAUCUGAAUGUAUGAACUCACGAUAUGCCUACGACCAGGCCCUGCCUAUAUCAAGACUUGUCUCAGCUAUUGGAAACAAAUCACAAAUUCUCACACAGCGGUAUGGUCGACGGCCAUUUGGUGUAGGUCUUCUCAUAGCUGGAUAUGAUUCUCAGGGACCACAUAUAUACCAGACAUGUCCGUCCGCCAAUUACUAUGAUUGUAAAGCUAUGGCUAUUGGUGCGAGGUCACAGUCGGCUAGAACAUACGUGGAAAAACAUCUAGAUAAAUUCCUGGAUUGUUCAUUAGAAGAGUUGGUAGCACAUGGUCUUCGUGCACUCAGGGAUACUCUUCCAUCAGAAAUCAACCUUACUAACAAGAACUGUUCCCUGGGAGUUGUUGGAAAAGAUAUGGACUUUACAAUAUACGAUGAUGAGAAAGUAGAGCAAUAUUUAGCAUUGAUAGAAGGGGAAGAGAGAUCAUCAAGAGCUCCGCCCCCAGCUGACGGGGGACCAGAAGGUGAACAGGAGCCCAUGCAACAAGAAGGUGAAGGCGGGCCAGAGCAGCCAAGACCCGAUGGCCCAGAGGUACAACAGCCCGAGGCAAUGGACCAGUGACCUUGAACUUUACAUCACAAAAUUGUUCAAUUCUUAUUUCAUUCUUAAAAUCUUGUGACAUGAUGGCUGUGACAUGAUGUCAUGUGAUAAAAUGAUUUUUCUCUAGAAAUCUGAAAACCGGCUGUCAUUCGACUGAAUAAGUGCUUAAAUUAAUAACAUGUGCUAUUUAUUGUUUUUUUGCUGUAAAUUGUCACUGUCAUAGAAAUCAAUAAAGAAAACAUACUGAUUUUUUUUUUAUUACAAAAUAAAUAUAUUAAGAUUGAUAACAAUUUUUAAAGGUUAAACAUGAGACUACUUAAAUAUGAUUGCUUAUGACUGUAACUAUGUUAAACUUGCAUUGCAUUUGCUUGUGAUUUAGAUCCAUUUGGAGGAUUCAUAAGCUUUGUUCUAAGAACCAUUUCAUUCUUCCUCUCAGUGCAUCUUUAUAGAACUGGCCAUGUUUCAUAUUGAUUUACACACUCGAUGAAAAAAUGAAAUGACAAUUAUAAUGGGAAAUAAUAAAAAAAUAAACACUUAAAGGAACAAACUAUUUAAAACUGUAUCGUAUUUUUGUCAUUACUCUAUGGUCUUGUAAAAAGGUACUGUAAAUUGGUAUAGAAAUACAGAACAAGAGAUGUAUGAUGUGUAUUGAAGCUUACAGAUACACUCAAAAUUAGUGUUACACUUAUUUUUGUCACAUGUGAUAUCUUCAUCAUUGUAACAUGAAAAUAAAGUUAAAGAUAAAA